Schistosoma turkestanicum is the source of this 1998-nucleotide messenger RNA. The record is from the annotation of a GenBank genome assembly. Lineage: Eukaryota; Metazoa; Platyhelminthes; Trematoda; Strigeidida; Schistosomatidae.
GUCAAGGUGACGCCCUUGUGGCAUCUUGAUACUCUUUUGUGCUAUUCUCUUACUUCUGCGUUGUACAUUGUCUAAAAGGAAAAUUUAUUACGAAAGACUAUUUGUUAAGGAAAAGCAAUAUAACAAUUCGGAUUAUAAAUGGCGUCUGGAAAUUAUUGAUCAAUUGGUUGGAUCCCAUCAGGGGAUUUAUUCAAACCUUACUUCCAGCCAAUUGUUAGAAUUGCACACUACAUUUAGAAGAUGUGGUGAUAGUCGUAGCAUUCCAUAUAUAUAAAAAGGUUACUUAUGCAUUUCAGGACUGCGUUAUGAAUGUAUUCACCUAUUAUACUAUAUCAUAACCAUUCUUUUCUUGUUCGACGAAAAGCAAUCCAAGGUUCUCCAUAAACUUUGCUUUAAAGCAAAGUGCCUUCAGGCUAGACACUAUCCUUAUUGUUAUUGUUAUCAGUAAAACUUAAUAAGUAGAAAGAAUGGUAUUUUUGCAAUGACCGAAUCUAAAAUAAAACUAGAUUCAUUUGAGAAGAUUUGAUUUUACUUGAUAAGUUCUCAAUGAAAUGUGAACGUGAUUGGUUUUCCGGAAGGUUUUCUUACCACAACACAUUACGAAUAAUUUCAAUAUCAGUGUAAUAGGAAUAUCGAUGUCUGAUUCCUGUUUUGGAAUUGACUGUAAAGUCGAAGAACUAGUGGAGUUGGAUGACUUGAUUAGGAAGUCAUCACAGGAGUUUAUCACAGAAGAUAUAAAUAUUAUGCCUGAAAACUGUAUAAAAGUGGAAGACUGUAGCUACGAUAGUCCUGCCGAUGACCACUUAAGAGAUAAAUUGGAAACUAUGAGAGGCAGUCAGACAUUAAAAGUGGAAGAGAGUUUUAAACAUGAAUGCGAUUCUGAUGACGCUUCUGGCGUUGAUAAUCUCGUUACAGAUAAACGUAACCACACCACUGGUUUAGUUGUCAUUACGGUAAAUCAGAAUCUAAUCAGGCAAAAUUCUGCAAAGGAAACGAAACUCUUCAAAUGUACUAUGUGUCAUAGUUGCUAUACUUCUAAAACAUUUUUAAACAUACACAAUAAAUAUGUUCAUAAAGGAAUGAAAUCGUCUCGUGAUUCAUGCAACAAGAAAUCUUCAACAGAAACUACACGUAACCUUCACAUUAAAACUAUUCAUGAAGGAAUAAAUUAUACAUGUGGUCAGUGUAAUAGAAAAUUUGCUUGUCAAGCUAAUUUAAAUCAACAUAUUCAAGUUUUUCAUGAUCGAAUCAAAUAUCCAUGUGAUCAAUGUGAUAAAAAAUUCACUAGUAAAUCACGUCUUAAACAACAUGUAAAAGCUAUUCAUGAAAGAUUGAAAUAUGCAUGUAGUCAGUGUAAUGGAAAGUUUACAUCGAAAUUCUAUUUAAUUGAACAUAUGCAAGUGAUUCAUGAAGGCAAAAAAUAUCCAUGUCAUCAAUGUGAUAAAAAACUUUCAUCAAAAUGUAGUUUAAAUGAACAUGUAAAAGUUCAUCAUAAAGGUAUAAAGUUUACCUGUAAUCUAUGUAACAAAGAGUUUGGUUUCAAAGGAAGUCUAGACAGGCAUCAUAAAACUAUUCAUGAAGGAAUUCGAUUUACAUGUAAUCAUUGUGAUAGAAAAUUUACAACAAAACAUGAUUUAACUGAACACAUAAAAGUUGUUCAUGAAGGCAUAGAAUAUCGAUGUGAUCAUUGUAAUGGAAAGUUUUCAUCGAAAUCCAAUUUAAAAGAACAUUUGAGAUUUGUUCAUGAAGGUGUAAGGUUUACUUGUGAACAAUGCAAUAAAAUGUUUGCUAAACGAAGUAAAUUGAAUGAACAUAUCAAAUCUGUUCAUGAAGUAGUUCAUGUUUGAAGUCUUUUAAUUUUAUCCGACCGUCAAAAGUGUAAUGUUGCUCAAUAAAAAAAAAGAAUGAUUCAUUUUCUCUAAAACAGAAUGAAAAAAGCAGGAUUUAGUUUCUCAAUCAAUGAUUGUACAUAUAUAUAUAUAUGUAUAUCAAAUGUAU